This is a messenger RNA of Seriola aureovittata, 2340 nucleotides long. RefSeq names its product mucin-7-like. The coding region runs from base 218 to 946 and encodes 242 amino acids. The transcript has 6 exons. The record is from RefSeq and is a predicted model, not a curated record. NCBI's taxonomy places the organism in Eukaryota, Metazoa, Chordata, Actinopteri, Carangiformes, Carangidae.
UGCAUCCCUGGCAGUCAACCCUCCCUCCCUGCUCAGCUACUCAGGAGACCUUGUUCACUGCGUGAACGCACGCAGUGUCAGGGUGCUCGGAAGGAAGCUUGUCCCCUCUUUUCAGCCACCUGCUGUUUACACUGGGGAGCUAAUAGGUAAUGACCUAUUCCGUCAGACCGGAAAGGCCUUGCAGGAUGUACAUCCUGACACAGAGGAGACUGAUCAGAUGCUGGAGGAUGUCGGCACCGAGGAGGAGCUGGAAGAUGAGGGCUUUGAAGAUACUGCUUUAGACCCAACCGUUGAAGUACUGGACCUGUCCUCUGAACCUUCAUCUGUCACCACCAGCUCAGCCCACAUUCCAACUCCCACCUCUCUUCAGGCCUCUGCUGGUCCUGCAUCUGCUAUUGCUCCAGCAUCACCUGAGCAACAACUGAUUGUGCAUGAGAGCACAGAUAGUCACUCUGGCCCAUCAGCCCUCCCUACCGGCUCUGCACCUGUCCUCCCAACUCCCACUGGCCUUCCAGCUACCACGCCCGCUGCAACUGCUUGUCCCUUUUCUUCACCACCCAUCACCCUUGCCCCACCUCAACAACAGCUGGCUUUCAAUUUCCUGACCAAGAAGUCCUCAACCACCAGCUCAGCCUCUGUCCCUCCUCUCCCCACCGCCCUCACAACCACUUUCUCUGCUGCUACAGCUACUGCUGGGUCACAAACCAUCACCCCGGCCGCACCUGAGCAACAGCCGGCUGUUGAUGAGCACGGUAUCCCAGGGAAGGACCGAGUGGACAGCCUGGCAGAGUACUUGGUGGGGCUGAGGAGUGAAACCGGCCAAACACUCAGCAACCAACAGGAGCUUGAACAACCAACAUCUAUCAUUGUUCCAGGGGACUGGGUGUUUGUCAAAGUCAUUAAAAAAGCAGCCCAAGGUGGGAAGGACCAUUCCAGGUUCUCCUGACCACGCCAACAGCAGUAAAGAUCGCAGAAAGAGGCUCCUGGAUCCAUCUCUCACACUGUAAGAAAGCACAUCAGCUAUCUAAGACUCAGGUGAGACCUAGAUCACUGACCUCAGCAUCUCCAUGGGAUAGUCUGGCUACAAAGGGGAGUGAAACCAACAGGGUCACUCGUCUCAAACCAGUGAAGAAACCAUCAGUGCCUGGAGAUAGUAGGAGGAAAGUGUCUGGGGUUACUGGCUUUCUCCGAAAGAGACUCUGAUGACAAAUGAAUAUAUAAUCGAUUUAAAUUAUAUUUGGAUUAUGUCAUCAGCAAUUCUAGUCCGUAUACCUGGGGUUACAGACCACGAGAGGCCACUUAUUGGUCGACUGACACUUAUUAAAGGACAAUCCUCAACAAAUUGCAAAAAAGAUAAUUGUAAUCUAUUACUGAUAACCCUAAAAGAUCCACAAGUGAGUGAUAGCGGUUUAUAUGUUCUAGGAGCCUACGAAUCAGGCACCGACCCACUUGGCCGGUUCAUCAUAAAAGUAAAUAAAAAAUGUUCAAAUCACAUAGAAUAGAAAUAGAAAUCCUCUCGGGUCGUUUGAUACACAUGUAUACAUCGAUGAGAUCGGGGUGCUUCGAGGGGUACCUGACGAAUACAAAGCUCGAAAUCAGGUAACCGCAGGAUUUGAGUCAUUGUUCUUUUGGUUGGCUACAAUUAAUAAAAAUGUAAAUUGGAUAAAUUACAUUUAUUAAAACCAACAACGGUUUGUGAACUACACACGAGAUGGGUUUAAAGGAAUACUGUAUGACAAAAAUUAUGAUGUACCAACACAUACCAACUGAUAUUGAUGAGGAUGAUGAUGAAAGUAUUGUUUAAAAAUGUGCCUUGUGAUGAUGGGUGAACGAACUAUGAAGUACACUAUGAAAAUCUGUGAAGAAGAGUAGUGUGUGGAAAAUACGGAUGUACCUAAUUCACCUGUAUGUAUAUAGUAAGAAUUCUUAUUGUGUGAUAAAAUAAAAAGUUUUUUUUAUUUACUAGAAGUUCAUAAAGUAUAAACAGGAGGGAAAUGUUGGAAAAAUUGUGAUACUUUAUGAUUAACAUAACCAUCUUAAAGGGAAACUGUAUUAUCCUGAAUAGAACUUUCCAUUAUUGUGUUUACUUUUAAGACGGGUGCUGUCUGAGAGGAGCGCAGUGACCUUCACUGUUCCUCCUGACCACUACACCAAAACAUUAACUAUGAUAAUGCUCUAUUAUUUCUGUCUCAUUUCAGCAACAAUGCAAGGUCACUCUCACGUAUUCUUUGUAUAAAAUUCUGUGUGAAUCUUGCAUCCGUUGAACAUUUGCAUUGAAAGCUCUUGAGUGUAACUUGUUCCCUUGCUGCAAGAAUAAAUAUCCUACUCUUAUAAUUUUCA